Molecule: messenger RNA, 1767 nt
Organism: Diutina rugosa
Lineage: Eukaryota; Fungi; Ascomycota; Pichiomycetes; Serinales; Debaryomycetaceae
Exons: 1
Coding region: 1-1767 (588 amino acids)
Biological process (GO): retrograde transport, endosome to Golgi
Cellular component (GO): Golgi apparatus; membrane
Source: RefSeq, a predicted model, not a curated record
AUGAAGUGGCUGAUACCGUUGUGUGCGCUCAUCCUGGCGGCCGCGGCUAACACCGUCGGCUUCAACUACAAGAAGUCGCAGGUGUGUGCCGGGAUCUACUCCAAGGACGACUGGGGCGGGAGCCACCAGCCCAGCGUCGAGCUCCAAAUCAACCAGUACGAAAACAAGAAGUAUAAAGAGGGCGAGGAGCCCCGACCUGUCCCCGACAUCGACGUGCUGUAUAUCAUCUUCGAAUACCGUGACUUGGAACACAUCGGGAUCGAGGUCGACGGCAAGCGCCAUUAUUUGUGCAACAAGGACAUGAUUGAAAAGGGGGUGUGUACCGAAGAGCAAAAGGGCAACUUCAUGUACCAGGGAGGCAACCACACCCUGACGAUCAUGACCGGUCAGCUCAAUCACUUGGGUAAGGCCAACCUCGAGUACAAUGUCUCCAAAACCGGGUACUACUGCGUGAGCACGGUGCUGAUCUACCAGCGCAAGUACUCGGGCGAGGUGCUGUUCCAGAACGCGUUUGGCUACUUGAGUGCGUCGGAAGUGCCCAAGUUGCCCGCGUACGGGAUCAUGUCAAUUCUCUACUUGGUCGCCCUUGCGUUGUUUGGCUUCCAAUUCUUUAAGAAGCGGAAGCAAAACCAGAUCUUGCCGUUGCAACGCUACUUGCUCGCGAUGUUGGGGUUCUUGACGUUUGACUCGAUUGUCGAAUGGCUGUACUACGACUUGCUCAACAGCACCAGAAAGACCACUUCGGGGUUCAACAUCUUUUACAUGAUUUUUUUGCUGUUUCUCAACGCCAUCAAGAUUUCCGGUACCUUCUAUAUCCUUUUGCUUAUCGCUAUGGGCUACGGGGUCGUGGUGCCUAAGUUACCUAAGAAAAUCAUGCUUCGGUGCAAGAUUCUCGCUGGCGCUAACUUUGUGGCGCUGAUGGUCUACCUUAUUGGUACCUACUACAGCGGUUCGAUCAUGUCGAUUUCGCGGACUACCGACAUCGAGGACAACAAUCUUGGCGGUAUUUGGGGUUUGUUUGCGUACAUUCCCAUUGCAAUUACCAUGACUAUUUACUACUUCUUCAUUCUUGUGUCGAUUAGAAAUACCAUCAAGGGCUUGCAAGAGCAGCGCCAAGUGAUCAAGUUGCACCUCUACGAAAACUUGUUCCGCAUUGUGUUCUUCCUGGUGGUGUUGACGUUCGCCGGGUUGGUGUUGUCGCUGUUCAUCUUCUUGCUGAUGCUGAGCACCGAGUUGAUGGAAGAACACUGGAAGGGUACCUUCUUCAUUUACGACUUCUGGCCGUCGGUGGUGUUCUUCAUCGUGUUCUUGGGGGUGGCCUGGUUGUGGAGACCGACGGAAACUUCAUACAUGUUGGCGAUCUCGCAACAGUUGUCUGCCGACGACCCUGAAGAAGACGAAAACGGAAACUACCAAAGAGGCCACGAAUUCGAAUUGGACGAUUUAUCGCUUAUGAGUCACUCCGAUGACGAAGCGGGUGGUGAUGCAAACCGCAACCUCCGCAACGAUCUGCUCGAUUUGCCUCACGACCAAGCUCCUGCCCACAAGAAGACGGAGGAGGAGAACCCGUUCGAAGAUGCUGCCACCUUGGGUACUCUGGCGCCAUUGGAACUGUCAUCGACCCGUCGGUCCAAUGACAAUACUCUCUUCGAGUUGGGCGACGAUGACUCCGACCAUGAAGACGACCGCUUAAACGAGGACGCUAAUGAAGACGAUCGUUUAACCGACACCAAUGAUAAAAAAGACCACCCCCGCAAGGAUGAAUAG